Molecule: messenger RNA, 609 nt
Organism: Dictyostelium purpureum
Lineage: Eukaryota; Evosea; Eumycetozoa; Dictyosteliales; Dictyosteliaceae
Exons: 2
Coding region: 1-609 (202 amino acids)
Biological process (GO): guanine deglycation, glyoxal removal; protein deglycation, glyoxal removal
Cellular component (GO): cytosol
Molecular function (GO): protein deglycase activity
Source: RefSeq, a predicted model, not a curated record
AUGAAGGUUCUAGUAUUACUUUUAAAGGGUUUUGAAACAAUGGAGUUCUCUGUAUUUGUCGAUGUUAUUGGAUGGGCAAGAGAGGAUGAUGACGCUAAUGAUUGUAAUAUUAAAGUCGAAACAUGUGGGUUAAAUAAGCAUGUUACAAGUACAUUUGGAGUCCCAGUUAUUGUUGAUAAACUAUUGGACGAAAUCAACAUCGAUGAAUAUGAUGCAUUAGCAUUACCAGGUGGUUUUGAAAGUUAUGGAUUUUACGAAGAAGGUUUUACAGAUAAGGUUUCACAAUUUAUAAGGGAAUUUUAUAACAAAGAUAAAAUAAUUGCAUCAAUUUGUGUAGCUGCAUUGAUUUUGGGUAAAAGCGGAAUUUUAAAUGGUAAAAAAGCAACAACAUAUAGAUUAAGAGAUGGCCAUAGACAAAAGCAAUUAGAGGCAAUGGGCGGCAUCACAGUUUUAAAAGAUCAACCUAUAGUUGUAGAUGGUAAAAUAAUAACAUCAUACAAUCCUCAAACUGCACCACACGUCGCCUUUAAACUCUUAGAAUUAUUGACCUCAACAAAAAAAAUGAAUACAAUUAAAUAUUUAAUGGGUUAUUCAGAUGAAGCCAAUUAA